Molecule: messenger RNA, 582 nt
Organism: Rodentolepis nana
Lineage: Eukaryota; Metazoa; Platyhelminthes; Cestoda; Cyclophyllidea; Hymenolepididae
Source: the annotation of a GenBank genome assembly
ACAACUGCAAAUAUACACACAACUUGCUUCAGCCGUGCCGAUGAGUUGGCCAAUCAAGCAAUCAGUUUGAAAGCCAAGACUGCCCGACUGGGUCGUGGUUGGACGAUAAGUCUUUAUCGCAAAGGGGGUGUUAUUGAGCCCAGCGGUCAUCGGUAUGUUAUGGACAUGCUGAGUGCGACAGAGCUACCCUCCGAUUGGUUUUCACUUUCCGGUCUGAGUCCAGAUCAGACCUUCCUCGGAACGACCAUGGAUCCCUCACAACAUGCCCUUGGGCCUCCCUUCGUCGGCACCCUGCGAGAUGCCGACGCUUACAAAUCUGCGCGAAACUUUAGUAGAAGUGUACAAAUGCGCUACCCGUCGCUUGCUCGAAGAAAUAGGAGAGCAGGUGAUGAAAUGAAAGCAAGACCUCCAAUUCGAAAUUCCGGUAGAGAGAGCUCUUGGUCGCGUAAAAUGAGUGGAUCUCUUGCCUCUUCGAUCCACGGUAUUAAUGAUAAUGCUCUUCUCAGUGACGCUGAGAGUGCAUUGGAGGAUUUUCGCGAAUCUGCAUCUUUGCUAUCCAGUUAUGACCCAUCAACUGACUGA